This is a messenger RNA of Coccidioides immitis RS, 2998 nucleotides long. Its product is annotated as integral plasma membrane protein. The transcript has 8 exons. Gene Ontology annotation, cellular component: endoplasmic reticulum. The record is from RefSeq and is a predicted model, not a curated record. Gene Ontology annotation, biological process: fungal-type cell wall organization; GPI anchor biosynthetic process. Lineage: Eukaryota; Fungi; Ascomycota; Eurotiomycetes; Onygenales; Onygenaceae. The coding region runs from base 158 to 2998 and encodes 946 amino acids.
CCCGGAAGCUCACGGAGCCAUUGGGGUCCAAAGGCCUUUUCAGCUCGUUUCUACUUCUCGACGCUCUUUUCAUUUCUCCUGUAUUUAUUUUAAUGGAGUCUUAAUACAUGUCGUUCCUCCUAGCCUGAAUCCGCUCCUUUACCAUCUCUCUGUCGCAAUGGUUUCCAAAUUCAGGGACGGGGACACGGUCCUCUCCAUUAAUGGAAAAUGGGUCUCUUGGGCACAUACAGCUGUGGCCUAUUCGGCCUUCGUCGGCGCCUUGAUUGUCGGAUUGUCUCUUCACUUCCAUAAGAUUGUUGAAAACGAGUACUACGGAUACCCUCAGGAAUGGUUUCCAUCUGUCUCUGCCACCAUCGGCGAUCGCUACCCCGAGCGAUCAGUUUUUCAGGUGUUCAUUGCGAUUACAUCCGGUCCUCGAUUCGCCCUCGUGUUCCUGUGGUAUCUCCUGACCUCUCGGCCCAACUCCUCGCUCCCCAAGAUUGUCGCUGGCACGGGGCUCUUCAGAACCUUGACAUGCGGCGGCUGGACCUACGUUACGUCGACCGACGACCACGAUUGGCACGAUAUCUUUAUGAUUUCAUACCUCAUAGCCACGCUCCCGUGGACGCUGGGGUGCCUCGCGCUUAGUCCAAACAACCAAAGGGCCCUGAAAUAUCGCAAGAUGCUUGCCGGUCUCUUUUUCGGUACUCUCGUUCCUUUAGUCUAUUAUUUCAUUCAGCAUAAAGUUCACAAGGUCCCCGGCGCAUACACUAAAUAUGCUUUCUUCGAAUGGUCGCUCAUCCUGUUCGAUGUUGGAUUCGAUGCGGUGACUGCCCUUGACUUUGAAGGUUUUGAGCUUGUAGUCAAAGAUGUCAAAGGUGUAAGCAGAGGAUCUACCAAAACAGCCAGAGAUGCCGUGCUCGAAGAACAAAAGGAUAUUUCAGUUCGACAGUCCCUUGGCGAGGGCUUCCUAUUUUCCGAGGCCAUUGACGCUGCAGCGGACGUCUAUAAUGGGUUCGUGUUCUGGUCUAUCCUUACAUCCCUUGGUGUCUUGGUGUGGUAUUUCCCCUUGUGGAAAAUGGGCAUAUCAGGCUAUGAAGCCCUUGUGAUGAGCACCAUUUCACCAUUUUUGCUGGCCAUUCCUUCGUUGCGAUCGUUUGCGAUGAGAAGCCCCAGGGUUCUACAUCUGUUAACUCUCUCUGGCCUUCUUGCAUACCUUGCCCGUAAUCCAGCUUACCGGCUUUUCAUUGUUGGAUUUGCCGUGUCCAUGGGUUGCCUGGCAUGGAGCGCGACAUGGUAUUCGGAACGUACCCAACCGGCGCGUCUGGAGGCUCGAAUCGUCGCCUGGACUGUUGGAUUGCUUGCAUCUAGCGUUGCCAAGUAUGCCUUCCACACUAAUAAUCCAGUAUGGCCCAUUCUUCAUCCUGGAAACGGUGGAUGGAAUAAAACUGCAUUUGUGCUUGCUGUGCUUUCAGUAUUGCGAUCGACUCGGCCCAAGAAUACCGUUGAUUAUUUUUCGUCGAACGGGAAGAAGGGGCCGUCUCUCCUCGCCGCCCUGGGCCUCGGCGGCCUCUUUUUCGCUAUGCACUCACUUCUGUCGGACUCUAGCACCAUGAUAUCCUGGGUGUGGGAGGGAUUCCCAAUCAGAGGCCCAAUUGCAGUGCCACACGGCUCUAUUACUAUCCUCACCAUGGGAGUUGGCGUAAUCCUAGGCUUGUCUUAUCCUCGUCUGUCUGGCAGUUGGACCGCUUUCGGCCUAGGCUCGCUCGGUGCGGCCAUGUUGACCUGUUACUCCCAUUGGCGAGGCUUCUACGGAGCGAUUACUCUAUCCACGUACCUUAUGGCUGUCGCGCCGGUCCUGAUUAAGUCUGCUGUCAGGCAUUCUCCUGCGAUGACCUUUGGUCUCGGGUUCCUUAUUUACAAUUUCAUGGUCCUCUUCCAUGUCUGGGUGGUCGCAUAUGCCUUUGUUCCAGGAGGCCCGCUUGUACGAGAGCAUACGGAUUGGGUCAUGGCUACCACAAUGCUUCUCAUCGGAGCAGGAGUUUUCUCGGCUUCAGUUUCAAACUCGUCACCUUAUAAGAACAAGAAAGCGACUUCUUCCAACAAAAAGCAACGGUCGUACUACUAUUAUGUUGUCGCCGUCUUGCAGAUAGUUUCCAUCGCUACGUCUUUUAUGCGGUUUCCAACAAAUGACUAUACCCCCCACCAUAAGGACGAGAAACUCGUUACUGCAGGAAUCUGGACUGUCCAUUUCUCUCUGGACAACGCUAUGUGGUCGUCAGAGAAGCGCAUGCGUGAUCUGAUUAAGGAGUUGGAACUCGAUGUUGUAGGCUUGCUGGAAUCCGACCUUCAAAGGAUUAUCAUGGGCAAUAGAGAUACAACCCAGUAUCUUGCCGAAGACCUAGGGAUGUAUGUUGAUUACGGACCCGGUCCCAACAAACACACGUGGGGAUGCGCCCUGCUAUCCAAGUUCCCUAUUCUUAAUUCGACCCAUCAUCUGUUACCUUCCCCAGUCGGCGAGCUUGCGCCAGCCAUCCAUGCCACUUUAGAUAUGUAUGGAGAACUUGUCGACGUCGUCGUUUUCCAUUCCGGCCAAGAAGAGGACCCCGAGGACCGAAGGCUCCAAACAGAGUACUUGUCCAAGUUGAUGGGAGAGUCACCGAGACCGCUGAUUCUACUCAGCUAUCUCGUCACCAAACCACUGGAAGGUAAUUACAAAACUUAUGUUAGUGAACUCAGUGGAAUGAAGGAUAUCGACGCCAGCGAUUGGGACCGGUGGUGCGAGUAUAUUCUCUACAAAAACAUUCGCAGGGUUGGAUACGCCAGAGUGAGCCGCGACACCAUUACGGAUACCGAGCUACAGGUCGGAAAGUUUGUCGUCGGGCAGCCAGAAGGCACGAGCGAGCGAAUUCCCGAAGAACAAGUCCCCGUUGGAAUGCGGUUCCCUGCAAUGUUCCGUGACCAAGGUGUCCGUGGGCAUCGGUAUCACGUUUUCGAUGAGCCAAGAUACUAUAAUUAG